Peronospora matthiolae is the source of this 2055-nucleotide messenger RNA. NCBI's taxonomy places the organism in Eukaryota, Oomycota, Peronosporomycetes, Peronosporales, Peronosporaceae. The record is from the annotation of a GenBank genome assembly.
AUGCGCUUCGAAGACAGCGUCACGUCGUUCCACGAAGCGCUCGCGGACCUCCACGUCGCCCGCGUCUGCCACGCGCUCGACCACAUGCGCCUCGCGUCAACGUCCUCCCUCCCCCUCCCUCCCACCAGCGACAGCAACAAGGACAACGCCGCGUCGUUGUCCGUACGCGACGAGAUCCGGCGCAGCUGCGAGCUCAAAGCGCACCGUCUGCACGACCUGUCGCUCGUGCAAUUGCGACACGCCUGCACCGGCCCGAACGUCGAUGUAGACGAGGCGCUUGCCGCGUUUAUGCACUGCGUCACGCUGGGCGCUGCGCGUGACGCGGCAACGCCGUUUGCCAGCUGUUUACACGGUCUCUUUACUGUCCAAGCCCAGGCUCGACUCGAGCGCGUGAGAAGCAGCCGAGCCACGGCGCACGUGAAUGAACAUGGCUACAUUGACCGCGUGUUUUACGUAGAAGCCCUGAGUGAGCUGGUGACAGGCGCGACGGAGAUUAUGAACGCCGUGGCCGAUGUCGUGCAAGAUACGCCGGUGCUGCGACAAGUGCUGGAGCCGAUCCAUGCGUCGUGUGCUGAGAUGGCGCUGCAGAUGGUGCAAUUGUAUGCUGGAGAUGCACGCAUGAAGGCGUGGGAACGACGAGCGAAGGCCCAGGCAGAGCGAGACUCGAGAGAGCGAGAGGCACAGGUUGAGGCGGACGAGAGUUUGCAGAUGAUUGACUUGUUCUUGGACGAAGUGGCCUUCAUGAUUCGAGUGUUGGUGAGCUAUACGACGUUCCUUAAGACAGUGUGUGAAGACUUGGGAACGCAGAAUGCGCAGUGUGGAUUCCAGAUGAAAGUGCAGGAGCUCACCGGCGUGUACGUGGUGCUCGAGCGGUUUUACGUGUUCCAGUCCGUGCAGAAAGCGACGGUCAUUGCGGAGCCGCAGGAACUCGAGCCGGGUGUUUAUGUAUCAAGCGUCGUCGAAGAUGUGUCGUUUGUGCUGAAUAAAGCGUUCUAUCGAGCAUCUCAAUGCAUGAACUACCACACUGCCUUAUCUAUUGUGAUUGCGCUCGUAGACGCUUUGGAGUCGCUGUACUUGCCAGCUAUAUUAGUGCUGCUUAGUCGACCGUGUGUGAUCCCAUCAAGUUCUGCUGAAGCGGCUUCAGUAAACUCGAUCGACGGUGACAGCACUAGAUCUGAUGAUAGCACUGAUAAUGCCAACGGCGUGUCGUUUUCAGAUGCGCUACUGCAAGCAGUGGACGAAGACUUGAAGCAAGCUCUACAGGAAGAAGCAAAACUUCUUAUGACUAUCAAUUCGGCCUACAUGAGCGGCAAGUUUGUCCAAGCGCUGCAAGAAAAGAUUGACGAGUAUUCACGCACGGGCUUUCUUCAUGAAGCAUCGAUCCUCGAUUGCCUACCCACUCCCAUCCACGACAUGACCGAAGCCUUCCACUCGAUUGUGUCGAAUGAAGUGCAGGAAGUGCUGUCCCGAUCAAUGUGCAAGCGGUUGCUGGAAGUGAUCCGCCUAUCGAUGAACGAACAGCUGAAGUACGUGCUCACGUCAGCAGAGUACGAUGCGUUUGGCUCGCGGGGAUCUCCGUUGCUACGACUUGUCGAGCGUGAGGUGAUGCACAACCAAGAACUACAGCGCUAUAAGCGUGCACUCUGCAGCGCUCCAUAUGAAGACCUGGUUGAAGCCGUUGCAAAAGCGAUAACUUCCUGUCUCGAAUGCGCUCUGCUGGCUGUCAAGAAACCUUGUAACGAAUUGGGUGCACUGCAGCUGGAGCGUGAGGUGACUGAUAUCCUCGCACUACUAUCGACGUUAGUGCCUCAGAAGAGUUUGCGCGCGUCGUUUACCCGACUCUUUCAGGUGAUUUUCAUCCUGAACCUCAUGCAGCCCUCGCAUGUGGUGGACUACCUUGCUCGGGUACGUGAAGAGCUUUCGGUGGAUACUAUCGCAAUCCUAUUGCAAAUGCGCGUGGACUUCCAGCCAGAGGACGUCGCACUUGCAAUCGAUCAACUGACCAAGGAGGUGGACGUGGAGACGAAAGCUGAGCUAGCUCCGAGCUUAUCGUAG